Molecule: messenger RNA, 1549 nt
Organism: Cornus florida
Lineage: Eukaryota; Viridiplantae; Streptophyta; Magnoliopsida; Cornales; Cornaceae
Exons: 10
Coding region: 34-1335 (433 amino acids)
Biological process (GO): RNA (guanine-N7)-methylation
Cellular component (GO): tRNA methyltransferase complex; nucleus; cytosol
Molecular function (GO): tRNA (guanine(46)-N7)-methyltransferase activity; protein binding
Source: RefSeq, a predicted model, not a curated record
AGACCGGAACGUUGCAGUCUUCGGAGUCUGAAAAUGGGCGACACGAUGAUGGAAGAGGGCGAUAACAGUAGAGAUAUUGAGGUGGCUCCGGCCCGUAUUGCAGUCCACCCUUCUAAACGGUCCGUCGCUGUCGCCGUCGGGUCGGAUCUCCGCGUCUUCGAUCUCCAGGUUGGUUGUUCGGUUUCUUUGGUAGAUGAUUCUGAUGGACAUCCUCAUAAAGAUUCUAUCCGAGCAAUCCGUUAUGGUGCAAAUGGGAAUCUCUUUGUUUCUUGCGGCGAUGACAAACUAGUGAAGAUUUGGAACACAGAUCUUUGGCGCUGUGUAUGUACUGUGUCAUCAGAGAAGAGAGUGAGUGCAGUUGCCAUAAGUAAUGAUGGUCUGUUUGUUUGUUUUGCUGACAAAUUUGGAGUUGUUUGGGUUGUCGAUUUGGAUGGGUUCGAUGAGAAUCAAGCUUUGAUCAAUAAGAAGGCAGUGCCAAUUCUUUCCCACUAUUGCAGCAUCAUUACUAGUCUGGAAUUCUCUCCAGAUGGACGGUUCAUUAUCAGUGGUGAUCGGGAUUUUAAGAUUCGAGUUACUGUGUUUCCCAAAAAUCCUUUAGAUGGAGCUCAUGAGAUACAAAAUUUUUGCCUUGGCCACACUGAGUUUGUAUCUUGCCUUGCUUUUGUCUGUACUCCGGAAUGUCCACAAGGUUUUCUUGUAUCUGGAAGCGGGGAUUCAACAGUUCGCUUAUGGGAUAUUAACUGUGGAUCUCUUCUUGAUACCUGUGAAGUUGGAACACAGGCAGGACUACUACAGUCUAACGGAAGUGAAGAGGAAUAUUAUCCUGCUGUAGCGGAUCUAUGUGCGACUCAUGAUAGUUCAUUAGUCGCUGUGGCCAUUCAAAGCUUCUCAGGAAUAAUACUGUUGAGCUGUGACCUUUCUACUAAGAAACUCUCUGUUGCCAAGGUGGUUUCCAUUGCGGCAGAGACCUUCAUCCCCACAAGCUUGGGGACUAGUUGUUCCGCUGAAUUAUUAUGGAUGGUCACAGGUGUCUCCAACCAAAAUGGUCUUGGUUCUGCUUGUUUGGCCCGCGUUAGGGUUGUCUCUGGUUUCAGCAAAACCAAUGCCGAUUCUAUUGAACAUGAGCCAAUUGUGUUGGAGGACCCUGAGAUUCCAGGGGGAGUGCAACUGCUUGAGAAGUUGCAGGGAAGCGUGUCCAUUGAGAAAGAGGUGUUCCUACAAGCAGCUGAAACCGUGAAAACAGCAAUGCGUAAUUUGUUGAUAAAAAAGCAAUACACUUUCGAAAAACGAGAGUUCAGGAAGAGGGGCAGAAAUGAUAAGAAAAUCAAACAGUAGUAAAGUUUCGACAAUGAUGACAAAACUUGUUCUUAAUGCAAUUGUUUGAGGGCCACUUAACUUUUUGUAAUCCGAGUUAUUAAGCACUGUGUGUAAUCUGAGAUAUAAGGAUGUGGAGCUCAAAUUGUCAGAAUAUAGGGUGCCUUCUCAAUCAUUUGGUGUACCUUGUGUGCCAGGUACCCCAAUUUGUUAGUUUAUUUUUCUUAUUUAUUGU